AUGGAGACCCGCUCAGAGUCAGCCGCUCUCGCUCUCGGCUCCAUCGGCGCUACUCUCCUCACUGUUCUCUCUCGCGAUCACAGAUACAUAGGCGGCGGCCGGGCACAGCUGCUGCACCGGUGCACCCAGACGUACUCCCGCACUCACCACGUACGCAACCACCGACCACCACCGCACCUCCCAGCGCGCGCGACGCCCGUCCGUCCGUCCGUCCAUGGCGCCCCCACCGCUCCACCUCCCGCCCUACUUAGGCCCCACUUGGCCCAUCGCGCGCCCCGGUUCCGCACCGCCAUUGAGCCCCCCGCCAGCUCUCCACCCAUCCUCCGACAGUCCGACCUCCUCACCGAGGCGCUCGGGGCCGAGAGCUUAGACCCGGACGACGUCGCCAUGGACGGCGUCGCUGCGGUCGUAGCCCAGGACCCGCCUUGCAAGAGAGAGCAGCGUGAGCCUGAGGACGACGCCGACCAAGGUUUCGUGAUGCCGAGGCGGACGAGGAGCGGGAGGGUGUUCCCUCCACCGAUUUCGGUGAUCGGCAGGGGCGGGCGCCCGUGGCUGACUCUCCGGGCGCACCGGGAGGACGGCCGGCUCGUGCUGCGGGAGAUGCGGCUGCCGUCGCAGGAGCUGCUCCAGCCAUGCAGGGAGGACGGGAGGUUUAAGCUGUUCAGGCACCCGGAGGCCGGCGGCCGAUGCUUCGUUGCCGGCGCCGGAUCACCCACCGCGGCGCAGGACUAGGGAAAGGCCGGGAAGCACUUUGAGAUGGAGCUGAUCGACCAGACUAUUCUGUAAUUUAGUUCCUGCGUGACACAGCACUCGCGAGUUAUUCCUCUCUUUCCUGCAGCAAUGUUCAUGAUCAUCUUGCCUUCCCGUCCGAUCUAUCCAUGCAUGGCUGGAAAAAUCAUCUCCCACA
Lolium perenne is the source of this 907-nucleotide messenger RNA. RefSeq lists its product as uncharacterized. Lineage: Eukaryota; Viridiplantae; Streptophyta; Magnoliopsida; Poales; Poaceae. The record is from RefSeq and is a predicted model, not a curated record.